GAUCUUCGCGACCACUGACUUCAGUGCUUACGUGACAAAUUAAACGAACUGCUGUAGGACUGCUCAGCUAAUCGUAUUUCCUCAUCUUUUUUUUCUUUCCAUUUUGACUAUUUUGGAGAGGACAUAAUGGCCUAUAUAAAGGGGGACGAGCCUCCAGGAACAAGCACCAAAAGCAAGACACCCGCCACUUUGGACACACUUGAAUACCAUAACCAAAAAUACCUUGGUGUUUAAAGUUUUCUUUCACUAAAUAACAAUGGCAUCCAUCGAAUCCAACCGCGCAGCAUGGCUCGUAUCGGAGCGGGCCGACCCCCUUCAAGUCAGCUCAGGCCCUGACCAGACGAAGGCCGAGGAGAACGAGGUUAUCAUUCGGGUUGCUGCAAUUGCUAUCAACCCCUCAGAACCCCACAUCCAGGCGAUUGGAAUUAGCUUCCUGCAGUUGAAGUUUCCGCAUGUUCUUGGCAGUGAUAUCGCUGGGACCGUAGUCAAGGUUGGGUCUAAUGUAAGCCUCUUCCAGCCCGGUGACCGGGUCAUUGGGCAUUGUUUGGGCCUCAUGCACGGCGGUGCUCGACACGGAGGGUUCCAAGAGUUCGCCGCGUGUCUUCAGACUACGGUGGCAAAAAUCCCGGAGUCCCUGCCAUUUGCGCAUGCUGCUGUUCUCCCACUCAGCAUCUCGACAAGUGCCACCGCAUUGUAUGAGCAUCUACAGCUCCGACAGCCAACUGUCGAGCCCACAAAGACAGGGAAGGAUGUUGUUCUCAUCUGGGGAGGGGCAACUUCAAUUGGAAGCUCGGCGAUCCAGAUGGCUGUCGCCUCGGGAUACAAGGUUAUCACCACCGCCAGCGCAAAGAACCACGAGUAUGUCAAAUCCCUUGUCGUGACAGGCAAAGAAGACGUCACCGUGCUGGAUUAUGCGGACGCCGAUAUUAGUCGCAAAAUCAUCGCCCAUAUCAAGGAUCAUGGAUUAGACUUUUCUGGAGUUUAUGAUUGUGUCAGCAAAGAAACGACGGUGCGCGUGUGCGUCGAGGUUGCGGGCACUUUUGGUGGCCACUUGGUUUCGACCGUCUUGCCUGGGGUGACGAGCCCAAGAGAGGAUGUUGAGUUGAGAUUAGUCUGGGCUACAAGUGCUGGCAUGGUGGCCGAUGGCGGACAGUUGAUCUGGAAGAACUUUGUGACUCCGGCCUUGGAGAAUGGUACGCUCAAAGCAAAGCCGGAGCCACAAAUUGUCGGAGAAGGGUUGGAGAAGAUCCAGGAGGCUAUGAACUUGUACAAGAAAGGAGUCAGUGCGACAAAGCUCGUGGUUACCUUGUAGUCGGUCUGCAGCAACAGUAUGAGUGAGAGAAUGUUACGAGGUUAUUGAUGGGAGCGAAAUAGUUAGAUUGAUAAGUGACCGCAUUUGCUAUUAUGCGUAGGAGAUACAUGGCAGCCGCGAAAUGCACGGUGAAUGACGAUGCCAAAACAACAGCAACAGCAAGGUUGGAUGAGAUUAGCUUGCAACAGAAUACCUGACUCGCCAACCCUAGCCAAUCUUUACAUCAUCGAGUCAUAUUAGGUUUAUCAUAAUCAUAGAAGGACGGCUUGUUGGUAUCAAACGAAGACGGUCACCAAGCUCAAGUGGUUUUGUUGUUUCUGUUCCCGAAUGUCUCACCUGGGGGUCGGUUGAAAGAUGGUG
This is a messenger RNA of Truncatella angustata, 1672 nucleotides long. Its product is annotated as chaperonin 10-like protein. The transcript has a single exon. The record is from RefSeq and is a predicted model, not a curated record. Bases 257 to 1312 code for a protein of 351 amino acids. Gene Ontology annotation, molecular function: oxidoreductase activity, acting on NAD(P)H. NCBI's taxonomy places the organism in Eukaryota, Fungi, Ascomycota, Sordariomycetes, Amphisphaeriales, Sporocadaceae.